Metarhizium acridum CQMa 102 is the source of this 582-nucleotide messenger RNA. The record is from RefSeq and is a predicted model, not a curated record. Lineage: Eukaryota; Fungi; Ascomycota; Sordariomycetes; Hypocreales; Clavicipitaceae.
AUGGACCAGGAUGAUAUCCCGUUCGCUUCCGCUGAAGGACUCCGAUUUUGCAAAACAGCCGUCCUGGAUGACUCUCGUAUUCGCUCUGUUUUGAAGUCUUUCUUCAAGUGGUCUGGGCUAGGUUUGUACAGGUCGAUUGGAGCCCGGCCUGGGGCCUAUGCCUUCAUGCAGAGCGACCCGGACGCAGAGGUGGAAGGUCUACUCGUUCGUCUGGCAACGAAGGGAUCCAAGGCUACCUUUUGGAGAGGUUCACAUCGUUGUCAAUGGCCUAGCACCAUCGGGGAAAAUAAUCUGUGGUUCGUCCCUCGCGCGGCACUCGCGAAGCUCCGUUUGUUCGGAGUCGAACCUGUUACAUGCAUAUUCGAACACGGUGGUUUGAUUAUUAUAGAUCCUCGUGUUCCAACAGAAAUCAUGGAGGGAGAAACUACAACUUUUGGGUUUGGGACAAAGGAGGUCCUCGAGGGAAGCUGGAAGCCGAUGAAAAUACCCAAGACGGAUGACAUUGAAGAAGUUAUAUCUAUUAUGGAAUCAUCCGAUUUUGGAAUCAACAAGGAAUAUAUAGAACCACAACGCAAGCGAUAA